Molecule: messenger RNA, 973 nt
Organism: Phascolarctos cinereus (koala)
Lineage: Eukaryota; Metazoa; Chordata; Mammalia; Diprotodontia; Phascolarctidae
Gene: TXNL4A
Product: thioredoxin like 4A
Biological process (GO): mRNA splicing, via spliceosome
Cellular component (GO): U5 snRNP; U4/U6 x U5 tri-snRNP complex; spliceosomal complex
Source: RefSeq, a predicted model, not a curated record
UCGUGAGGGCCUGGCCCCGCGGCGGGUUUCCGUCGCUUCGCCGUUUCCCCCGAGGGUCGGCUUCGCUUACAGCCCGGCCUGUAAUCUGCGAGACCUGGAGGGCGCGCGCGGCCUCGGUUUGGGGGCCCGGAAGGGAGCGUGUUGUCCGCUGUCGGCCCCCUGGGGUCUCGCUUGGGCCGAGGCAGGCGACGGGAAGCCCGGGGAGGGCGGGCCCGGAGGAGACCCGGCGACUGCUCCCUCGGGACAGGACGUCAGAUUCAGGAAAACCGGACUCAGCUAACUGUUAAAGAUGUCGUACAUGCUUCCACAUUUGCACAAUGGUUGGCAGGUAGAUCAAGCUAUUCUUUCAGAAGAGGACCGGGUUGUUGUUAUUAGGUUUGGACAUGAUUGGGACCCCACUUGUAUGAAAAUGGAUGAAGUUUUAUAUAGUAUUGCAGAAAAGGUAAAAAAUUUUGCAGUUAUAUAUCUUGUGGAUAUUACAGAAGUACCAGACUUCAAUAAGAUGUAUGAAUUGUAUGAUCCCUGUACUGUCAUGUUUUUCUUCAGGAACAAGCACAUCAUGAUCGAUUUGGGUACAGGUAACAACAACAAGAUUAACUGGGCAAUGGAAGACAAGCAAGAGAUGAUUGACAUAAUAGAAACAGUAUAUAGAGGCGCUCGUAAAGGUAGAGGUCUUGUGGUUUCUCCAAAGGACUAUUCCACCAAAUACAGAUACUGAUGUUGUUUUGGACAUCUGGUGCUCUAAUUCUUUAAGAGUAUAUAAAGGCUCUUUGGGGUUUUUUGUAUGUGGAGUUUUUUGUUUUUAGAUAUUUAAGUCCUUUGGGGAAAAUGCUUGGAAGUUACAUGAAAUAAGGAGCUCUAACAUCUUUUUGGAAUAAGGGCUAUAUAGCCUUGUGUUUUCAGUGUAUUUUUAUAUGAUUAAAUAACUAUAAACAAUUCAUAGCUGAAAAAAUUAAAAUAUAUGAAAAUGUGA